AUGGCUUAUGUCAAAAAGAAUGGACACGUCAAAUGUUGGCAAGAACUGGAGAAAAAUAGGCCGCGCGCGGCGGCGUCUGGGAAACAGAGUUUGAAAAGCGCGCACGGGCGCUGGGCUGCGGGGCCGUGGGUUCUCGCGCGCGCGGGCGCAGUUGCUCCUGACAGCCUGGCGGCGGCGACCAUCCCUGUCCCUGCACUAGGUGGUCAGCCUUUCUGCAGUCCGCGCCGCCUGGCGCGCUCGUGGCGACGGGCCCAGGUAGAGGCUGCGGGUGGAAACGGGCCCAGGGGUGUGCGGCUCCGGGGCGGGCGGGCCGGGGGCGGGGGCAGCCCCCCGCGGCCUCGGCAGGUGCGCGCAGGCGGGAGGGGGCGUCGCCUGAGAGGCCCCGCCCCCGCGUCGUCCCCGGAGGCCGGAAGUCGGAGCUGCGCCCGCCUGAAAGCGGGGCUUCAGCUUUGGGCCCGCGCCCGGCGAGAUGACCCCCGCCUGCGGAUCGCAGCGAGCGGUGCCUUGUUUCAGGCUACCUUGUCCAGGAGGGCCAGUGGGGAAGGGGAGAUGGCCGCAAGGUUGCUGUCAGUCCAGGCACAGGUCUUGUCAGAAGUCCCAGGAUUUAGGUACAGCUGUCUUGGAGGAAGCAGUGUCCAGCCAGUGAAAGCCCUGCCAACUAUGGCAGAAUUGAGGGAGUCGGUGACAUUCAGGGAUGUGGCGGUGUUCUUCAGCCAGGAUGAGUGGCUGUGCCUGAAUUCUGCACAGAGAACCUUGUACCGGGAGGUGAUGCUAGAGAACUACAGCACCCUGAUCUCCCUGGGAAUUCUGUUUUCCAAACCAAAGAUUAUCUUCCAGCUACAGCAAGGGGAAGAUCCUUGCAUGGUGGAAAAUGGAGUUCCUCAAGGUGCAUGUCUAGACAAGGAUAAGGAGUUUCAAACAGAUAAGGGGAACUGAAGAUUACACAGAAGAACCCAGAAGAAAAAACCUUGAGCAGAUAAGAGGACCAAAAAUGAUUGGAGCCAAGCUAUAAAUCCCAUCUGGGCCAGUAAGGGCUAACUAAAUUUUAAAGGAAUGCAGGGACUGAUUCUAACUGGGACCCCAACAGGUAACACCCAGCACAGACCUGGGUCCUAAAUCUUAGAGACAACCCUCAAGUUGAGAGUAUAAGAAUUUUUUGAAGCUUACCUCCCAGUGCAGAUGAAAUUGCUGAUGCACCCUUCUAUUCCCCUGCUUACCUUUGUAAUUCAAUAAAUCUGCCUUUUCUAUUCUUCAUACAUUCUGGUAAAAUUCUUUUUACCCCCAGUGACCCCAAUGUCUCUUCAUGGUGAUUUUCUUCACACAUCAUUUAUGACCUCCAUAUAGGGAAGGACUUUUUAAGCAGAACACAAAUAAGCUAUGUAAGUUUUUUUAA
Messenger RNA from Talpa occidentalis (Iberian mole), 1393 nucleotides. Its product is annotated as zinc finger protein 28 homolog. The record is from RefSeq and is a predicted model, not a curated record. The transcript has 7 exons. NCBI's taxonomy places the organism in Eukaryota, Metazoa, Chordata, Mammalia, Eulipotyphla, Talpidae. The coding region runs from base 1 to 936 and encodes 311 amino acids. Gene Ontology annotation, biological process: regulation of DNA-templated transcription.